Messenger RNA from Colletotrichum higginsianum IMI 349063, 195 nucleotides. RefSeq lists its product as uncharacterized. The transcript has a single exon. Bases 1 to 195 code for a protein of 64 amino acids. The record is from RefSeq and is a predicted model, not a curated record. NCBI's taxonomy places the organism in Eukaryota, Fungi, Ascomycota, Sordariomycetes, Glomerellales, Glomerellaceae.
AUGCCCGAGGCGGGUGGCGAGCUUCCACCCGGCGGCCCUGACUUCUCUACUCCUUUGCCGGCGCGAACGAAGAACCCGCGCGACAUCCUCAAUGACGGUGAACGAGGCUUCAUUGUGGACCUGAAAAUCAACCUGCAAGUGGAUAUCCAUAUCAAGGCGAAGCUGAUGGGUGAUUUGACCUUAUCCGUUCUGUAA